This is a messenger RNA of Polyodon spathula (Mississippi paddlefish), 3680 nucleotides long. RefSeq names its product nucleolar and coiled-body phosphoprotein 1-like. Gene Ontology annotation, molecular function: protein binding. Gene Ontology annotation, cellular component: nucleolus; nucleoplasm. The transcript has 14 exons. The coding region runs from base 30 to 2411 and encodes 793 amino acids. The record is from RefSeq and is a predicted model, not a curated record. NCBI's taxonomy places the organism in Eukaryota, Metazoa, Chordata, Actinopteri, Acipenseriformes, Polyodontidae.
CUUCCUUCUUUCCACAAGUCGAGUCGAAGAUGGCGGACAGGACCGUUGUGCCGAGCGAGCUUUUUCAACACGUGUACUCUUUUCUGCUGGAAAACAAGUUCACCAAGGCCGCACAGGAGUUUAGUAAGAAGGCUAAAGUGAAACCUCUGGACACUGAAGCAACGAAUCUUGUAGAUGUCUUCAACUUCUGGGUCAAGUCUCCCGAGGCUAAGAAAAGGAAGACGGUGACCAAUGGACCAGCGGCGAAGAAAGCCAAGCAGGAGGACAGCUCGAGCAGUGAGGACUCUUCCAGUGAAGAGGAUGAGCCAGCAAAGAAGAAACCUGCAGUGAGCAAACCUGCCACUCCUGUAGCCGCUAAGCCUGCUGCUAAGUCUCCAGCUACCAAGAAAGCGGCAUCUAGCAGCGAUGACUCUAGCGACGACUCGGAGGAUGAGAAGAAGCAGCCAGUCAAGAAGAGCACCCCUGCAACGGCUGCUACGAGCAAGACCCCCCCUGUAAUGGCGAGGAAAAAGGACUCUAGUUCAAGCAGCGAGGAUUCGGACAGCGAGGAGGACGGGAAGCCAGUCUCUAAAGCAGCCAUCUCUAAGCCAGCUCAGAAAGCAGCUACCCCCACGGCUGUCAACGGCAAGGCUAAAGAAGACAGCAGCAGUGACGAUUCCAGCGACUCUGAGGAUGAGACGCCUGCAAAGAAGACCAUCACCCCAGCUAAGACCCUUGCUUCUGUGAAGACCCCAGUGAAACCUGCCGCUGCAAAAUCUACCCCUGUCAAAGGGGGAGCCGCAGAGUCCAGCAGCGAGGACUCCUCUGACGAGGAGGAGAGUGCCCCCAGCAAGAAACCAAAGCCUGGACCCUACAGUGCCGUCCCCCCUCCCACACAGCAGAAGCCCUCCACCAAGAAGCCUGCGAGUAAGAAGGAGACUGCAACGAAGAAGUCAGCCGGUGAGCUGCACAGCUUCACUAAAACUACACCUGUUAAACCAGCAGCCGCAACACCAAAAGCAGCAGCUUCAAAGAAAAAGGAGUCAAGUUCAGACAGUUCAGACUCAAGCUCUGAGGAUGAGAAGGCAGCCCCUAAGAAGGCCACGCCUGCUAAAGCCACGCCUGCUAAACCAGCUGCAGCCAAGAAAGAAUCCUCCUCCGACAGCUCAGACAGCUCUGAGGACGAGGCACCAGCAAAACCAGCUACCAAACCUGCUUCUAAACCAGCUACACCGGCAGCCAAACCCAAAUCACCUGCUCCUGCCAAGAAAGCAGCCAGCAGCUCUGAUUCAGACAGCAGCUCCAGCGACUCUGAAGAGGAAGCUAAGAAGAAACCUGCAAAACCAGCCGCAGCUAAAACACCAGGAUCUAAACCUGCCACGCCAGCCACCGGCAAAAAGACAGUGGCCGUGGAGAGCAGCUCUGAGUCGGACAGCUCUUCGGAUGAGGAGGAGAAAAAGCCCGCUGCCAAGCCCGCUGCCAAGCCCGUCGCCAAGCCCGUCGCCAAGAGCCCUAAAGCUGCCAAAGGAAAGCCUCCCGCAGCUGUAGCCAAAGAGUCGAGCAGCAGCAGCUCGUCGGACAGUGAGGAGGAAGCACCAAAACAGAAACCAGCGGCGGCAGCAAAAACCACCCCUGUGAAGCCCACCGCCACAAAAAAGCAAGAAAGCAGCAGCUCAGAGUCUGACAGCUCCGAGUCGGAGAGCGAGAAGAAGAAGAAGAAGCAGCAGCUCAGCGGGAAGCCCGCAACCCCAAAGACCCCCGCUGCAGUGAAGUCAGCCACGCCCAAGCAAACACCCGCUUCUGCAAAGAAGCCAGCAGCAGAGUCCAGCAGCAGUGAGAGCAGCUCUGAUUCAGAGGAUGAGAAGGCUCUGCAGAAGAAAGGCAAGGCUGCGGCUCCGGCAGUGACGCCCACCGCGGCAAAGAAAUCCCCGGCAGCUUCGGCCAAGAAAUCCCCAGCAACUUCGGCAAAGAAGAAGCAGGAGAGCAGCUCCUCUGAGGACAGCUCGUCAGAGGAAGAGAAGGCAAAAGCGAAACCAGUGGCAACCUCCACUACAAACGGCACAGCAGAGAAAAGGAAAAAAGAUGCUGACUCUUCGUCGGAGAGUGAGGAAGAGAACAAGGCUCAGACCCCCAAAAAUAAGAAACUGGACGCACAGCUGCCACACUCCUUCCCCAAGACCAAACACAAGACUGCCAAUGCUCCUUUCCGUAGAAUAAAAGAAGAGGAGAUUGAAGUGGAUCCUCGAUUUGCAAACAACAAUUUUAACGCAAAGCUUGGCGCACAGGGUGACUGGGGGGAGAAAGCCAAUGAUGUCCUGAAAUUCACCAAGGGGAAGUCGUUCCGUCACGAGAAAACCAAAAAGAAGCGUGGCAGCUACCGGGGCGGGGCCAUUUCCACCUCAGUCAACUCCAUCAAAUUCGACAGCGAUUGACACAGAGCUGGGACGCCCGACACCUGAUCCACACUUUUUUUUGUUUUUUCUUUAAUUAACCAAUUGCUGAGCGGUAUCUUCUUCGUUGUGCAUUAAUUUCCCUGUCUGCUUAUAUUUGCGUUCCGUUGUGUGACUGUGAAUGACUUGUGUGCUUCAGUACGGCUGCUUGUAUUUUUUGUUUUUGGUCUGAAACGGUGCACCUGAACCACUGAUUUUCAUAAUUGUUUUAUUUUAAAGAAAAAAGUAAUAAAACAAGGUGAUGGGAGAGACCUUAUCUCUUCCUGACUCCUUUGUUUUUCUAAUAGUUUUGUUUUAUGCAAUGCAAAAAUAAAAAUUCUGAGAAACAAAAUGUAAUAGAAAUGAUUUAAUAAUGUUGGCAGGCUUGGCUGUUUUAGAUUAAUAGAGGUCUCCUUGCAGUUUCAUUAUCAGGGAGUCUAGUUUGCAUUGAACACCUGCCACCCAGUGGUUGAGUAUUGGCACUGCAGUUUUUUCUUUGACACUUUUGGGGCCCCCUCCCCCAAGUCCCCCUGGUUUUAUGUAUAUAGUUAAAUUAAAUGAUUUAACACCAAGAAGAUUGAAUUGGUUCAAUUUAAAUAAUUUUGGGCUGAGGUGGAACAGAGCAGGAGGGCUACGGACCACAAAGACCAGAACUGUGGCCCCCUGAUCUCGUCCACCAUUUGCAGUUCUCUAACAAGGUGCUUGGACGGUAGUUGAAGUUUCAAUUUUACGGUUUGUGGCCAACUUCUUAUCAAGAGCUGAUAUUUACUGUACAUUGACUUUUGCCCAGUUCGGUUACAAUCUCUAAUUAUUCCUCCAUGUAUUCAGUCUAGUUAUCUCUGCAGAGAUUUGUUUUGUCUUGUUCAAAUUUGCAAUUGUUAAAAUAUUACUUUAUUGCUAGAUGGAUUUUGUUUUUUGUUUCCUUUGAAUUUGUACCAGAAGUUUGUAAUGUAGACAGACAGUUAAAAACGGAAUAAUAAUAAAUACAACUUGUGUAAGAAUAUGGUAAUUUAAGCAAAUGAGUGUGCAAUCAUGUGAGUCUGGUAACUCAAAACCCCUACUCUGCUGUGGCUCUCACCUGUGCAUAGAACGCAGGUUUUACCUCUAUUUCAAGCAGAAAUCAAAUGCAUUAACAUCGUUGUAGAUUAUUGAAAUGCAUAACAGUUAAAUGGGGAGGUGGUUCUACUGUAGGUACCAGAUACACUCUAUUUUAAACACCUUUCUUUUUUUUUUGGAGGAAGAUCUCUACUGAAAUUAAAAGAAAAAAAAAUG